Messenger RNA from Penaeus monodon (black tiger shrimp), 2711 nucleotides. RefSeq lists its product as uncharacterized. The record is from RefSeq and is a predicted model, not a curated record. NCBI's taxonomy places the organism in Eukaryota, Metazoa, Arthropoda, Malacostraca, Decapoda, Penaeidae.
AUGUGGGUUAGUUCAUACGGCACUGAACACGCUAAAGAGUCUGAUUUAGUCCUUGAAGGCAUUUUACAUUAUGUCCUUAGCCACACCCUGGUGAAUGAGCCCCCGGGCAUGGAGUCAAAAAGGCUUCCGGCCCUUUUUGGCCCCAAUGAAAGGAAAGCCCGGCGGACAAAUGGGGGAUUUUCGGACCCCCGGAUUUUUAAGGUUAAUUGUCCCCUCUUGUUCCGAGAGGAGGCUAUCCGCUCCCUCUUGGCAUCAUGCAGGGAAUCCAUGAAAGGAGAGCCCGGACGGACAACUGCAGGAGUGAUCCCUCUGGACCCCCUUGCAGUCGAGACGCAAAUCAUCACCCAUCAGCAUCCAGCUCUAAGCAUCUCCGUGAAGCUCUCCAACAUGGCACUAACGGGGCUGUCUGAGUUUGUCAUUGAAGAGGUGAAAGUGAAUGUACAGCUCUUGACCAUAACUGUGAGCCUCGCAUAUGAUACGCUGCUACUCGAUGGGGAGUAUGAGCUUCAGGGGAAGUUGGUUAAAGUCAUCCCUAUCUCGGCUAGAGGGCCAUUCACAGUCACAACCAACAAUGCUAAGGUCACACUUCGAGCCAAGUUAAAGGAAUGCCGCGGACGACUAGAAGUAAGGGAUCUGACAAGUGACUUGGUUUUGGAAGGUGUAAGAUGUCGUCUUGCCCAGAUGACAGGCGGUGCCUUGGUUAGUAAGGUUUUGAACUCAUUACUAACAGAUUUACUCAGACGGGAGAGACCUCGCUUGGCACACGAACUAAGUGCUGCACUCAAAACCUUGUUGAACAAUGAGCUCAAAAACUUCAACCUUGGUGUAUCCCUCCAACUUCUGCAAACUAGCGACAGACUCAUGCGUAGAGGUUCACUUUACUAACCUUUGCUUGUGUGCACACCCAAAAAAGUCAUGUAAAAUAAAAAAAGAACCAUUUAUUUUAAAGCAUUCAUGAGAUAAGUUAGUAAGGUGUUUUUACCUCUACAAAGUAUUUUUCUGGCAAAGGUAAUUUUCAAGUAAACAUUCUAAGACAUUCUUAAGUAGAGGGAGAAAAUAUCAUAGUAAUUAAAAUGAUAUUGUCUUAUAUUUGAGUCUAAAGAUAUAUUGCCAAUAUGUAUCUAUAUGGUACAAAUCUCUUUGCUUCAUAAAGUAUUUAUAAGCUCAGGUUUUGAUUGUUAGAAAAUUGUGUACAUUUAAAGAAGAAGAUUAUUUGACUGACUGAGUGAAAUUACUGCAUGUUGGGAAAAAAAAGGAAAAAACAUAGUUUAGACUUUAGCAAAAUGUUUAAGAGUGGAACCUAUUUCUAAAAUUACCACUAGUAGUGUUGAUCCUCAGAAGAAACUUCAAGAUAUAAAAAUCAUUGUGCCAAUUUCUAUCAUCAGCUCUCAAGCUGUUUAUGAGGCACUAAAAUAGCUGUUUUUAGUUAGUAUGUUUAAGAAAAAGGUAAAGUGAAAGAGUUGUUGCACUCUUAAUUCCCAUAUCUGUUGCUACCAGAGCUCAAAGGCAAGCAUUUGAAAAAGAGAAUGUGUCCUUGAUUUUCACUUACCAUAUUUCAAAGCUUUAUUAUUAUUAUGAAGUUCAGAGGAAUUUGACAAUUCGUAUUGUAUGAUGUUCUGAUACGGUGAAGCAUGGAUACUCCACUGGUUUGGCUGUAUGGCAUUUUACCAAAGAUUCGUUUUAGAUAAUCUUUUAAUUUAAUGUGAUAGGGGAUAGUUAUCGGUUUUGUAGUUAAAAGGAAAUACAUUUUAAUACUGAAUUUUAAGUGGGUAUACGUGAUUUAUGUGAGAACUGUAUUUGCAUGUUAAAAGUAUAUGAUCAAGUGGUUAUCAUUUUAUGUAUCCAAAAAAUGAUACUCUAUCUAUGUUUUAUGUAUUUUGCAGAGUAAUUUUAUUAAAUUUUAAUCGUUACUAGGGGGAAAUUCCUAUUGUUUUAUCUAGAAAUAAUUUUUUUUUCUUGGCUUAUGUGGGGAAGACAAAGAUAAAUAGUUUAAAUACUUUUCUUUAAUUAAGGAAUAAACAUAGAAUGCCAAAAGGUUCAUUUUGAACAUACUUGCUAUGUGAAGACCAUUUCUCUGCUUUUCCUUUUUCUUUUACUUCAUUAUUCACUAAAGUAUGAAUUUGGAAAGACAAAGGAAAGUAUGAUUCACUACGAAGGAAUGGUUUGAGUGUAUCAGUGAGAUUAGUGUUUUAGCUGAAUGUUUUGGAGAUUUUAAAUGUAAUGCGCAUUGCCAGAUGGAGAAACUGUAUGACCCAUUUUCGGGGAAUAAAAUUUGGAAGCAAUGCAAGCAGCGCCACCAAACAUGACAGGGUAAGGUAGCGAUCCUGACAAUCUCUUGACUUCACUAGUGUUAUGGUGAUUAUGAUAUUCCCGUUUCCUGUCUCAAUAUCAUUAAUGUUUUAUACAUAUUAUCACGGUGGAACUGCAUCCAGAUAGGGGGUCUUUCAUAUUUUCAAAUAAUUGCAUGCGUUUGUUGAGCAGUAAAGGGAUGCUUUGGAUAUUAUGAUGUAACUUUAUCCAGGUGGAAAUUCAGAUCACAGAUGUACCACUUCUGUAAUCUGUAUGUGGAAGUGCAUGUCCAUAUAUGUACAAGAUUAGUGUGUGUGAAGGACCAUUUCAUUUUUUGCAGUGGUUAUUGUCAUGGUAUUUCUAUAUUAUCAGCAUUAAUGCAUACAUGAAAGUCAGUGCUAGUUAUCUGACUUGGAUCUGAU